GUGGGAAGCAGCGUCCCGCAGAGCCUGAGCCGCCUGCCCCCGCACACGCUGCCCGAGGAGCCGGGGCGCUCGGCCCUGCACAAGCAGAGCAAGGGCAGGAGGAUGGCCAGCCCCCAAACCACACGGCUCUCCUGGGAGAUCACUUGGCUUGCAGUUGUCGUUUGUACCCAUUUACAGAUAAAAGCAGAGCAGGUGCAAGAUGCAUACUUCUUGCCUGAGUUUGCACUUUCUCCACAGGGGAGUUUUCUUGAAGAUACAACAGGAGAACAAUUCCUCAUUUACCGCUAUGAUGAUCAGACCUCCAGAAUUGCACGUUCUGAUGAAGAUAAAGAAGGGGCCUGGGAUGCGUGGGGAGCAUGGAGCGAUUGCUCGCGGACUUGUGGAGGGGGAGCAUCAUAUUCUCUAAGGAGAUGUUUAAAUGGCAGGAAUUGUGAAGGUCGGAAUAUUCGAUACAAAACCUGCAGCAAUAACGACUGCCCUUCAGAUGUUGGUGACUUCAGAGCACAACAGUGUUCAGCCUACAAUGAUGUCAAGUACCAAGGACACUUUUAUGAGUGGCUUCCUGUGUUUAAUGAUCCCAGUGCACCAUGUGCCUUAAAGUGUCAAGCUUUGGGGAAAAAAUUGGUUGUGGAGCUUGCCCCUAAAGUACUAGAUGGUACUCGCUGUAAUGUUGAAUCCCUGGAUAUGUGUAUCAGUGGAAUAUGUCAGGCAGUAGGCUGUGAUCGACAACUUGGGAGUAAUGCCAAGGAAGACAACUGUGGAAUCUGUGCAGGAGAUGGUUCAACAUGCAGGCUUGUGAGGGGACAAGCUAAGGCACAUGUUUCACCAGAAAAAAGGGAAGAAAUUGUGAUUGCUAUACCUCACGGGAGCCGCAGUGUGAGACUUACACUGAAAGGACCAGCACACCUUGUUAUUGAGUCAAAGACACUGCAGGGAGACCAGGGAGAACACAGCUUUAAUGUCCCUGGAAUAUUUGUCAUAGAAAACACAACUGUUGAAUUUCAGAAGAGUUCGGAUAGAGAAACUAUAAAGAUUCAAGGACCUCUGGGAGCAGAUUUCAUGAUCAAGACCAGGUAUACUGCCCCAAAAGACAGCGUGGUUCAAUUCUUUUUCUAUCAACCCAUAAGUCAUCAAUGGCGACAGACCGAGUUCUUCCCGUGUACUGUAACAUGUGGAGGAGGUUAUCAGCUUAACUCCGCUGAAUGUGUGGAUAUUCGUUUGAAGCGAGUUGUUCCUGAUCACUACUGUCACUACUACCCAGAAAAUAAGAAACCAAAGCCUAAACUAAAGGAAUGCAACAUGGAUCCCUGUCCUUCUAGUGAUGGAUUUAAAGAAAUCAUGCCCUAUGAUCACUUCCAGCCUCUUCCUCGCUGGGAGCAUAAUCCUUGGACUGCAUGUUCUGUUUCCUGUGGAGGUGGAAUUCAGCGGAGGAGCUUUGUUUGUGUAGAGGAGACCAUACAUGGAGAGAUACUGCAAGUAGAGGAAUGGAAAUGCAUGUAUGCCCCCAAGCCCAAGGUCAUGCAAACCUGUAAUCUGUUUGAUUGUCCUAAGUGGGUAGCUAUGGAAUGGUCUCAGUGCACAGUGACCUGUGGCCGAGGCUUACGUUACCGAGUGGUAUUGUGUAUUGACCACCGUGGCCAGCAUGUCGGGGGCUGUAAUCCACAACUUAAGCUGCACAUAAAAGAAGAGUGCAUCGUGCCAGUACCGUGCUGCAAACCAAAAGAAAAAAUUCCUGUAGAAGCUAAACUACCUUGGUUCAAACAAGCACAAGAAAUAGAAGAGACCAGAACAGCAUCAGAAGAACCAAUGUUUAUUCCAGAACCCUGGUCUCCAUGCAGUACUACCUGUGGUCAUGGCAUUCAGGUGCGAGAUGUGAAGUGUCGUGUUCUUCUCACAUUUACUCAGACUGAAAUGGAUCUGCCUGAUGAGGAAUGUGAAGACCCCAAACCGGCAACAGAACGAAUAUGCCACCAGCCAUCUUGUGACAGUGAUCCUGUCCCAUACGACCCAGAAUUUUCACGUGCAGAAGAUAGCAGUUUGAUUUAUGAUUGGGAAUACAUUGGUUUUACUCCAUGUUCGGCCACAUGUGUUGGAGGGACACAAGAAGCCAUUGCAGUGUGCCUGCAUGUGCACACAAAACAAGCUGUCAACGACACCCUGUGUGACAACGCCAUGCGACCACCAGCAAUGACUCGCACUUGCAACAUGAAACUGUGUCCACCACGGUGGGAAACUGGCCCUUGGAGACGGUGUUCUGCUACUUGUGGAGUUGGGAUACAGACAAGAGAUGUGUACUGCCAGCAACCUGAGGGCUCCAUUGUCACUAAUGAAAACUGCAAAGAUGAAAAGCCUCAUGCUUUACAAGCGUGUAACCAGAUUGACUGCCCCCCUGCUUGGCAUGUUGAAGAAUGGCAGCAGUGUUCCCGUACCUGUGGCGGAGGGACUCAGAGUCGCACUGUUCACUGUAAGCAGUUGUUGACAGAUGGAACCUUUCUGAAACUCUCUGAUGAGAUCUGCCAGGAGCCUAGAGUGUCUGCUCAUAAACUGUGUGCCAAGGUUGAUUGUCCCCCUCAGCUAGUUAUAGGGGAAUGGUCCAAGUGCUCGCUAAGCUGUGGUGUUGGAAUCCAGAGAAGGAAACUUGCCUGCCAAAAGCUAACUGCAAAGGGCCAAAAUGUCACAUUAAAUGUAUCCAUGUGUAGCAGGCUCCCUGCUUCCUCACUUGUAAGGUCCUGUCAUGUGAAUGACUGUAACAAGAUUAAACAAGAAAUUAAACCCAGGCGUCCAGAGAAACAUGCUGCCCACGGACCGCAGAUUGUCAGUAUACACCGAGUGUACAUACAGACACGGCAAGAGAAACGCAUUAAUUUUACCAUUGGAAGCCGAGCCUAUCUGCUUCCAAAAACAUCCGUUGUAAUUAAGUGCCCAGUACGAAGGUUUCAAAAGUCACUUAUCCAAUGGGAGAAAGAUGGACAACAUUUACAAAACUCUAAAAGACUUGGCAUCACUAAGUCGGGAUCACUGAAAAUACAUAGCCUUGGGGCUACAGAUAUCGGAGUGUACAAGUGUAUUGCAGGCUCUGUGCAUAAAACAUUUGUUCUCAAACUUAUUGGCACUGACAACCGGCUAAUAGAACCUCCAACUUUUAGAAAACAUGCAAGUGAGACUAGUGGUACAGAUCAUAAUGAAGCCAACAGCUUUGGAGCCAAAUGGCAUAAAAUGAGCAAAAUGUGGCAAAUAUGGAGUAAAAAGAAUGAGCUGUAUCUCAGUGAUGGACAAGUUAAUGAUCAACCAUUUCUGAGAAAUUUUGAAACCCAUGUGAGUAAUUCAGCAGAAGAAUACAGCCCUCAUGUGUUCAAGAACAAACGUCUGGAGGCAGCAAUUCUUCAAGGUGCUUACAGCAUGGAUACUGUACAGUUUGAAGAACUGAUAAGGAACAUGAGUCAACUCAUUGAAGCUGGAGAGGUCAGUGAUGAUUUGGCAUCCCAAGUCAUAUAUCAAUUAGUUGCUGAAUUAUCUAGACCACUACAAGUUACUACUGAAAAAUGGAAAGGCUUGCAUGAAGAAAAGUUAGCCUCGAAGCUCACUGGUAAAUCACCAAACGUAUCUGAACGUUUCAACACAAAAACACUAGGCAAGAUGAUGUUCAGUCAAAAAGGACCUGGUAUUAAAAGGCAAAAACAAGUUCCCAGAAUUUCCUUUAAUAAAACAAUAACUGCACGAAUUGGAAAUACAGUUUUUCUGACCAAAAAUACUAGCACUGUCAAUUUACUGUGUGAAACUACAGACAUUAGUGAGCCAAAAUAUACUUGGACAAAAGAUGGAGAAGCAUUAAAAUCUUCUGAGAAAGUGGUUUUGGAUGUCACUGGAAAAGUACAGAUUCUCAAUCCUACCCAAAAGGAACUUGGAGUGUAUGGAUGCAUGGUGGUCAAUGACUUUGGUUCUGAUAUGGAAACUUCUUCACUGUUGUAUGCAGAGACUCCUGUCAUUUUGUCCCCUGGAAUAAAUGUCUCAAAUCUGGAAGGUAGUAAUCUCUCUGUAACUGUUGGAGGUGUAAUAAUGGCAAGAGUUGGAGCAAACAUUACAGUUGAAUGUCCAGUGACAGGUGUUCCCCAACCGAAAGUAACUUGGCUUAAGAAGAAAGAAUCUCUACGAAACAAUUCUUUCUUGCUUUUGAAUGGGUCCUUAUUUCUGCAGAAUGUUUCAUUUGAAAAUGCAGGAACAUAUACCUGCACAGCAACCAGUGCUCUUGGAAAAGCAGUAGCCACAUCUGUCCUUCACUUAUUCGAACAAAAGUUUCCAGAGACUAACACUGUAUCAACAAAAGGUAGCAGGAGGAAGCGUGUCCUGGUGGCAUCUGGAAUUGGUACAAAUAUUAGUGUGAUACGUGGUGAUCUGCUAAGGAUAGGUUGUCCAGUGCAUCCUAAUCAUGGAAACAUGAUUCGUUGGUUCUUCAGAAAUCGUCCCGUUGAGGAAGUUAACGACUUGGUAUAUAGAGCCUUGGUUGGGGGACGUAUCCUAGAGGUGAACACUGUGUCUGGUCAAUUUGCUGGACAAUACAGAUGUCAGACUUCAACUACUGUAAAACCAUUGUCUGUUUGGGUAAAUGUCAAGAAGGAAGACUAUAAAUGGGAAUAUGCUGAGUGGAGUCCUUGCUCUGCUACCUGUGGGAAUUCAGGAACCCACUUCAGAAGGCUGCAGUGUGUGAAUUCCGAAGAACAAAAAGUGAAUGAAUCAUUAUGUGAAGACCAUCAGAAGCCGGUGGUUAGUUAUCAGUCCUGCAACAUACAUGACUGCCCUGCCAGAUGGGUAACUAGUCCAUGGUCUGAGUGCUCUGCUUCUUGUGGUAAUGGAUUUCGCCGACGACAAGUAACUUGUCAACAAGCAAAAGCAAAUGGCACUACAUUGAUGUUGUCACCAGAUGCCUGUGUCAACAAGGAUAGUCCACUGGGAAAGAAAAUGUGCACAGUUCAUUCAUGUACAGAGUGGAUGAUUCAGUCGUGGGGACAGUGUUCUGGUCGCUGUGUAGGCCAUGCUGUGGGUUUACAGCACCGUCACAUUAUAUGUCAACAUCGCAAUGGAUCUCUUGUUCCAGACUCUUAUUGUGCUGAAAGAAAAAGAUCAGCUGUCAGAAGAAACUGUUCUUCAGAGAUGUGUGAUGUGUAUUGGCGGACAGGUCCAUGGAGGCCCUGCAGCGUAGACUGUGGAAGUGGAUUCCAGUCACGACGAGUAAACUGUGUGCACAGGAAGAAUAAUAAACCUGUGGCUGAUCAGUACUGUGGGUGGAGGAAGAGACCAGUGACCUGGCAACAUUGCAGUGUCACUUCCUGUGGCAAAGGCGAAUGCAAGGAUACAACUCACUACUGUACAUUUGUAAAACAUCUAAAGUUAUGCUUAAUAGACCUCUACAAACAAAGGUGUUGUCAGUCAUGUCAAGAAGUGUAAUUCUUCUGUGGAAGUUCAUGAGGCUGCAGUGAAGAGAUGAGAAAACAGGUUCAUUAAAUCUAGACUGUUCAAAGAAUAUACUUGUAAAUAAGACAGUAGGCAUAAUAGUUAAAUGGAUACAUGGGACUGAUGAAAAAUAGCAUUGUAGGUUGAUAUGCUUGGAGGAAAUUUUGCUGGAAGCAUACAUUGGCCACUUUACUGCAACGGAACUUUAAUGUUUUAAACAUUUUCAUGUCUGGAUUAAGAGGAGAAUAUCAUGGCACAUCAUCUGUAGAAUUUCACAGGUCAUCAUAGUACAAUUUUAUUGGGGAAAAAGAACAUUAUCUAAAAAGGACCAGGUAAUGCUUACUUCCCUUUACUUAUAAGAAAGUCUAAGUCACAAAAUCCUUUGAAGAAUUUUGGAAUGCAGCAACUGAUGUCACUUUUUAUUUUCAUUGUAUUAUCAAAUUUAACAGGAUAUUUAAAUUUAUAGAAGCGGUGGCUUGUAGCUAUAAAGUUUUUGGCAGUGAUUACAUUUUCAUAAACAGCCUGAGCUUAAACUAUGAAUAAGGUUCAAUCUCCCAGGACAGUAUUAUUGCGAUUAGCUGUCGACUGGAUACACAGCAGUACAUUUCAUUUUUCCUUCCUGUAUUUAUGUAUAUGCAUUGUAGAUGCUGUUAUGAUUUUCAAAACAGCAAUGGAUGUGUUUUUGAAUAAAUGAGGUGUCGUUUUCCUUUGCUCCUAUUCUUGUAUUCCAGUCUCACUGAAAUAUGAUCAAAGUUGAGGCAUGAUUAAUCUUCUCUACUGAUUUUAAAUUAGACUCAAGACUUCCUUAUACGAGCUGUGAAUGAAGUAUCACUGUUCUCUUGCACAUAGUCAAAUGGGGAACUAAAGCCACAUGUGCCUGUCCAACUCUUUCCCUUCAAUAAAUAUUUUAUAUUUUCCAGUCAUGGAAAAAAGUAAAAGGAAAGAGUUGUUAAAUAUGAAGAUAAAUGUGUAAGAAAUCAAUCAGGGCCGCCCAGAGGAUUCAGGGGGCCUGUGGCAAAGCGGGGAAGCUGCGGCACUUGUACUCACCCGGCGGCGGUCUGGGUCUUCGGCGGCAUUUUGGCGGUGGGAGGGCCUUCAGUUGCUCCGUGUCUUUGGCAGCACUGAGGGUCCUCCCGCCGCUGAAAUGCCACUGAAGACCUGAGCGACUGAAGGUCCCCCUGCUGCCAAAAUGCUUCCGAAGACCUGGACUGCUGCUGGGCCAGGGCUCGUGGGGCCCCUGAGGGGCCCGGGGCCUGGGGCAAAAUUGCCCCACUUCCUCCCCCCGCUCUGGGCGGCCUUGAAAUCAAUUUCCUUCAAGUUGAUUUUUCAUCAUGACCAUUAUCCAUUCAAGUCUUUUGUGUGUGAGUAAAUUCUGACCAUGACAUCCUUAAGUAAAUCUUUUUCUGGAUGGAAAAUUAUAUGCCUGAUAGAGCUCAACAUUUUGCUUUACCCCAGAGAAACCUGCACAGGGCUGAAGAUGGCAUUUUUUUUUCUUUUGCAGCUUCCAACUGUUGCACAAAUUGGAAGCCUGAAUGCAUAUCUUGAAUUGGACCCUGCAUUAGUAGAUUACUAGACUGCAUUGAAUUGUGAUUAGUAGGCAUGCUGUAAGAACAAUUUUAGAAACAGUAUCCCUAUACCACGGGUUUGCAUCACUGAAACUUAGACUAGCACUACUGUGUAGAAAGUGUUCAAAGUGGGCAGUUGUGUCCUUGCUGAUUGCAAAGGGAGGAUAUUCCUGGUCAUUACCUUUUUAAUCAAUAAUGGGUCUUGAUUGCUUAAGUAGUUUUUUAAAUUAAAAGAAAACACUUGUAAAAUACUUUUGUAUAUAUUUAUUGUCUGAUUUUAAAGUGCAAUAUUUUGUUUUGUACAGUGUGUAAUAAAGAUUUGGGGACAUAUAUUUUUCUUAUUACCAAAAUUUCUUAUUCAUGUUUUUUCUUUGUAUUUAAAGUUUUUAAAUGUUAACACAUAGCACUGCUUUGCUGCUUUUAUUUUAUUUUUGGUUAAGUAUGCAUGCUAUUUGGAGGCAGUGCUGUAAAUGAUUGUUAUUGCAAUUGGCAUGACAUUCCUCUAGGUUAUUUUUACUGUUACUCCAGUAACCAAAGAUGGCUAAUAUUUAUCUUCCAUUGAUAUUUCUGAAAUAAACUCUACUUUAGUUAUUCAUCUGCAUUAUUACACAGAGAUUGUUUAUUAAGGUCAUUUUCAUAGAAGCUACGUGGCUGUCACCAGUGUUACGUUACCAUUCUGUUCCUUCCCUAUUUUUAACUUCUCAAAAAUAGCAAUAUUUCUCUCAUUUUGCUGGUUUCUAGACCAGAUCUUCAGCCCCACUACACUGCUCUAGAGAUGUGAUGCAGAUGUAAAACUGCCUUACAUAGGUAGGAGACUCUUCCAGUACCAAAAAACUCUUGUGAGCAGCUCUAUAAUACAUUCUCACUUUUUCUCUCAUUCACACCUUGUAACUCCUGGCGUAUGGAACGUGUCUAGGGGGUAGAGGGGAGGAGAUAGCCAAAAUGCUGCUGUGCGCUAGCAAUCCCAGCUGCUAAAACAGCUUCUUGGACGCCAGUGCAGAUGGCUGUGAAUUAGAACACAUCUGAGGCUGCUGUAAAUUGCACUGAGCACUGAACUGGUUCCAGAAUCAGGAUUG
Messenger RNA from Gopherus flavomarginatus (Mexican gopher tortoise), 8089 nucleotides. It is a transcript of the gene ADAMTSL3, whose product is annotated as ADAMTS like 3. NCBI's taxonomy places the organism in Eukaryota, Metazoa, Chordata, Testudines, Testudinidae. Gene Ontology annotation, cellular component: extracellular matrix. Gene Ontology annotation, biological process: extracellular matrix organization. The record is from RefSeq and is a predicted model, not a curated record. The coding region runs from base 103 to 5442 and encodes 1779 amino acids. The transcript has 31 exons. Gene Ontology annotation, molecular function: metalloendopeptidase activity.